GAAACAGGGUGCCUACAGACUAGUCUAAUCUAUGAAUUAUGUAUGCGCGCAUAGGUCAUUAAUAUUAAUGGCGCGCGUAGACCAAUCCGCAAUGAAAUAUAUGGCGUGAUUUGAGCAUCAAUAAUGCAUGAACGCGCGUAAGCCAAUCACCAGCGCGCAUUGCCCAAAUCGGGGCGCUUAUAAAGCGGUGUUUGACACCGCCAAGCCUCUUCGUUCCAAGAUGGCGACGGUGCUGUAACUGGAGACCUCAUUGUGACUCAUUCCUGCGAUUUCGUGCUAAAUCCUGAGGGUUAUUCAGAUUUAGGGACAACGUCCGAUCGACAUCCUUGGUGCGACCGGUUGAGGAUGACUUUGCAGUGUUUCCUGUGUGAGCGUACAUUCAACACGAAGCAAGGCCUCUGGAGGCAUCGCAAGCUGGUGCACGGCCCCCCUGUGUAUCUGUGCUGCGAGCAUUGCGAGUACCGGGACAAGCGAAGGGACAACUUAACCCGACACGUCCGCAUCUGUCAUCCACAGAGCGUGGUUAGCCAUCCCGAAUUCAAGAAAGUCGGAAUCAUGGAGGGACGCCAAGGAGGCAUCAAGAUGCCGGUUUCCAUCAACAGAAAGCUGCUUCCUGGGAAGUGGGGGCACGGGCCGCAAGCAGAGGCCCCGGCCCCAGCUACGGCGAGUCGGCCGCCGAGGAGUCCGUCUAGAGAGGCGGUUAUUUCGCUCUCGCCCUGUCCCAUAUCACCCUUGGUAGGGCGCACAUCAUCACCCAUCAUCCGUCUCACCGGAAAGCCCAAGGCGUACCUGAGCCAACUGUUGGAGGCACGAGGUGCAGAGACGUCCAGAACCCCUGAAUCUAUGCCUCCUCUCAGCCCAAUCACACAGGCUGGAUCUGAGCUGGAGGAAGCCGUCGACGAGCCACCGGUGAAGAGGAUGCGGCAGGCCAUUGUUGAGGAACGCAUAUUCCGCAACACCUACCUAGAUGGGAAACUGGUACACGAGGAGGUGUCUCAUCACAAAUACAAGAAGGCGGUGGACGCCAAUAUCUACGAAGUACCAAAGUAGGACAACGGGAGUACAAGAAGUUUAAUGAACAUUAAUGACUCUGAAAUUUGUGUACUUUUUGUGUGAUUUUGCUUAAUUAUGCAUGAUUCUACUUAUUA
Messenger RNA from Patiria miniata (bat star), 1148 nucleotides. RefSeq lists its product as uncharacterized. The coding region runs from base 346 to 1050 and encodes 234 amino acids. The transcript has 2 exons. The record is from RefSeq and is a predicted model, not a curated record. Lineage: Eukaryota; Metazoa; Echinodermata; Asteroidea; Valvatida; Asterinidae.